UUAGUUUGCUAAACUACAUAAUUGAAAGGACAUGUGGACACUGCUAACAGCUAUAGUUUAUUGGGCACCUGUCCUAGUUGUGGGAUCAGCUGUGGACUUCAUCUUCAGAGCAGCAGCAGAGCACUCACUCUCUAUGAUAAUAAUACGCACUGAUUACUGUCCAAACACCUGGACAAGAGAAAUCUUUAAGAAUCAAACCAUUCCAGUGGUUGUCCUUUCAGAUAGCGAGGCUUUUAUAAACAUUCGACAGUUUUCUCGACCGCUACACGUAGCCUGCCUACCUGGAUAUGAACUGCAAAAGGACCUUGAGUUACUUGGAAACUUUACUAAUUCCUUAAGGGAUUUUCCGAGUCAGAAGAAGAUAGUCUAUAUAUCGAACAGAUUCUCUAAUCGAACUAGAAUGGACUAUAUAUUAGCAAUUGGCCACCAUCGCCGAAUUUGGAACAUAGUUGGACUUUUAGCUGCAGAUGAACAUCGCUACUUUUAUAGAUAUCACUUGUACCCUAGCUUCCGAACGGAGUAUUGCUCUCUUGAAUCUUCGCCGAUAUUUGACUCGGAUUUCCCCAACAUGCAAGGCCACCCUCUGAUUGUCAUGCCCGAUCAAUGGCUUCCUCGCUCUGUUCUUUACGUGGACCGACGAACGGGUAAGCAAAUCCUAGCCGGAUCUGUGGGCCGCUUUUUUCAUGUGCUGUCGUGGAAGCUGAACGCCACGCUGCAGCUGUCCAAGAAGGUGACCACCGGACGCUUCCUGAAUGCGACUGCCCUCAAGGAGCUGAGCGAGAGCUUUUCAGUUGAUGUUCCUGCCAGUCUGACGUUAAUGGAGCGAGUCGAGCAGUUGGCCAGCACAAGUUAUCCUAUGGAGGUGACCCACAUCUGCCUCAUGGUCCCGGUGGCCAGAAGCAUUCCAAUUAAGGAUAUUUUCUUUAUCCUCAGCAGUGUCUCCAAUAUGCUCCUGGCUCUUGUUGUUGUUUUCAGUUACGGAUUGGCUUUGAACCUAUUCCGGAUGUUGUCUCAUCACGAUGUGCGUCUGGUGGACUUGCUGCUAAAUGAUAAAGCUUUACGCGGGAUCUUGGGCCAAUCCUUCAAUUUGCCCUUGUCGUGGAGCUGUUCCACCAGGUUCAUAUUUCUGAUGCUGGGAAUAGUGGGCCUUAAUGUGAGCAGCCUUUUUGGAGCGGCCCUGGACACAUUAAUGGCACAUCCACCGCGGCAAUUUCAAGCACGCAGUUUUGCUGAUCUUCGACGCACGAAAAUUCCGCUGGUUACGACCGAAGAAGACUUUCCCACAUGGAUGAUUCUGCAUGUGCCCAUGCUGGUAGUCAAUGUGAGUGAGUACAAUCACCUGAGAAAUGGAAGGAACUCGAGCAAUUCCUACCUUGCCUCUCGAUUGUACUGGAAUUUGUUUAGUGAGCAGCAGAAGCGCUUCACCCGAGAGCUGUUUAUCUACUCCACGGAUGACUGCUUGUGGUCCUUGGCGCUGCUCUCCUUCCAAUGGCCGCAAAGUUCCUUAUUCACAGAGCCCGUCAGCCAACUGAUUCUGGAGGUAAAUGCCAAUGGACUGUACGAUUUCUGGGUGGGAAUGCACUACUACGACAUGACAGCAGCUGGGUUGUCCAAUUUGGAGGAUCCCAGCAUGCAGUGGAAGGAAAGAGUGCACCCUAGCUCGCUACGGAUUGUGGAUCUCCAGUGGAUGUGGCAGGCGUACGGAACGUUAAUGGUAAUUUCAAUGCUGGUAUUCUGUCUCGAAGUUUCUUGGCACAGAAUCACAUCUUUAUUUGUGUCACUAGUUCGUUGA
Molecule: messenger RNA, 1792 nt
Organism: Drosophila teissieri
Lineage: Eukaryota; Metazoa; Arthropoda; Insecta; Diptera; Drosophilidae
Gene: Ir54a
Exons: 1
Coding region: 32-1792 (586 amino acids)
Source: RefSeq, a predicted model, not a curated record